AUGGACACAUAUGAUGGUUCCUCAGACCCUGACGAGCACAUCGAAAAUUUGGAAGCUCUCCUCGAGUACAGGAAUGUACGAGGAUCUAUCAAGUGUAAGUUGUUCCCAACCACUCCAAGGAAAGGAGCAAUGACUUGGUACAAAAGCUUACCACCAGGAUCUAUCGACUCUUGGUCAAAACUUUGCGCUCGCUUCAAAGCGCACUUCACUCCUUCUCGACGUCAUCCAAAGACGGAGGCAACGCUCGAAGCAAUCAUACAGGGUGAAACUGAGUCAUUAAGGUCUUACCUAGAGCGUUUCACCAAAGCUGCUGUCGAGGUGAAAAUUGAAGAAAUGAUUAAGCUAUACUUGUUGGAUAGAGGGCUUCGUCGAGAUAGCGAUUUCGCCAAAGUUGUAGGCAUCGAGGAGCCACGAACCCUCGACGCUUUAUUUGAAAAGGCUCAGAAAUACAUUUCCUACGAAGUAAAGCAAGUGGCCAUCGACCUCAGAAGGCCUAAAGGUCAUGAGAAAUCAAAAAGCUAUGAAAAAGAUGAAGCUGGAACCUCGCGAAGAGGAAAUGAAAGGAGAAAAGAGGAUAAGAUCAAAGAUUCUAAACCUCCACGAGGCAAGUUCACCGGAUAUACUCUAUUGAACGCUCCUAGAGAGAAAAUCCUCGCCGAAGUCGUUGCUGCAGACUUCAAGAAAGCUGGGAUCCAUUUCCCAAAGCAGUUGCCCGCCAAAGCGCAUACCGACAAAACAAAAUUUUGUCGCUAUCACAAAAGUCAUGGGCUUGUGACUGAAGAUUGUGUCCAUCUAAAGGACGCAAUCGAAAUCUUAAUUCAGAAAAGAUACGCCCGAAAAUACGUCCAAGAUGGCGAGCAAGUCCAAUAG
Messenger RNA from Trifolium pratense (red clover), 870 nucleotides. RefSeq lists its product as uncharacterized. Lineage: Eukaryota; Viridiplantae; Streptophyta; Magnoliopsida; Fabales; Fabaceae. The transcript has a single exon. Bases 1 to 870 code for a protein of 289 amino acids. The record is from RefSeq and is a predicted model, not a curated record.